This is a messenger RNA of Letharia columbiana, 198 nucleotides long. RefSeq lists its product as uncharacterized. The record is from RefSeq and is a predicted model, not a curated record. Bases 1 to 198 code for a protein of 65 amino acids. Lineage: Eukaryota; Fungi; Ascomycota; Lecanoromycetes; Lecanorales; Parmeliaceae. The transcript has a single exon.
AUGUCCAUUACAAGUCAGAAUGCAUUAAUUGGCACACCCCAUGUCAUAACGACCAUGCGUUUUCUUUACGAUGAAAGCUUUCGGGAGAUCAAAGGGGAUAUUGAUGCUCCAGCAAAUGAAGCACACGCCAUUGGUGAAGUAAGAAGAGAUCGUGCUGGGAGCGAGGGUUUCACGAAGCUUUUUGGCAUGUGCUUCUGA